Megalobrama amblycephala (Wuchang bream) is the source of this 1188-nucleotide messenger RNA. RefSeq lists its product as uncharacterized. Bases 270 to 818 code for a protein of 182 amino acids. Lineage: Eukaryota; Metazoa; Chordata; Actinopteri; Cypriniformes; Xenocyprididae. The transcript has 8 exons. The record is from RefSeq and is a predicted model, not a curated record.
GCCUGAAUUUAGAAAUACAGUAUUGAAUAUAGUACCUAAUUAUGAUAAUAAUACAAUAAUGACGAAACAAAUUAAGGCUGUAGUGCAUCUCACGACAUCAACAAUCACAGUCAUUGAUUGCAGGCAGCAGAUGGGGAGGGUAGCACGCGUGCACGCGCCAUACCUGAAGACUACAACAAAGUUGUAGGGUGACUCUUUUUAAUCAGAGCUAACGGAACACGCAAGGCCUCAACUAACGUUACCCAGACCACCGUCACAAGAGGGAAGCAAUGGCCACUAUCAGAUUCGGCAGCAGCGUCGGUCCGUCUGGAGUAAACUCUGAAAAUCAGAGCUGGAGUGAAGACAGCGCUUAUGGUGAAGACGCUCACACUGAUGAUGCCAGUGACCCCAACAGGAUUGUCCAGUGCCCAUAUGACAAAAAUCACCAGAUCAGAGCCUCUCGCUUCCCUUUUCAUGUUCUCAAGUGCAGGAAGAACCACCCCAAACUGGCUGGGGAACUGAAGACCUGCCCCUUCAAUGCCAGACACUUGAUUCCCAAGCAUGAGUUGUCUCAUCACAUAACAAACUGCGAGGACAAGAGGUCACUGAACGCUGAAGAUGGGAAUAUAGAGGUACUGGAGAAGUUCCAGGUGCCCGUUAAUACCUGGACAAACCCUUCACCCAAUGAGGACUGGGAAACAGAGACUGAUGAUAAUGCUGCUAUGUUUGUCUGGGGAGAAUCCAACAGUCAGCUUGCUCAAAACAAGCCAGAGCCAUCUACCACCAUCAGUUUGUCCGAUGGACUACGGGCACCACGGACUCUGCCAUGGAAACUCUGAUAUGUCACCACUGGAUGGACUUCACUGGAAAAUCUUACUUUUAAAAUACUUUAAGCCCUGUGUGAUUUUUCUAGCUUAACUUGUUUAAUGUCUACUUAUCUUUUAAAGCUUUUAAUUUUGAAGUGUUGUGAAAUAAUAUACUUCCCGUUUCCUAUUUUCUUAGUUAAUACACCAUCUGCUACUAGCUGUGGUCCAUUUGUAGAGACACUCCUUAUUAAACCUAGAGUUUCAGUAGCAUUUAAUCUUUCAAAGGAGAAACCAUCAGUAUUAAUCUUUCUGGACUAUUUGCUUAGACUCCUUUGCAUUUUGUGGAAGUGGUAACCUUCAAUCUUGACCUGUAUGAUUCAUUAAAGCUUUCUUUAAGUGCAAA